This is a messenger RNA of Didymosphaeria variabile, 648 nucleotides long. RefSeq lists its product as uncharacterized. The coding region runs from base 1 to 648 and encodes 215 amino acids. The record is from RefSeq and is a predicted model, not a curated record. The transcript has 2 exons. Lineage: Eukaryota; Fungi; Ascomycota; Dothideomycetes; Pleosporales; Didymosphaeriaceae.
AUGGAACAGCAGGUCCGGAGUCUCCUGAUACUCGUGCAGGAGCUUAGUGCGACCGAUAACCAAAGCGAGACAAGCGAAUACAGUCACAGCAGUAGCAGCUCGGCCAGCGAUACUUUGGAACAAUGCGCCGAGGACCUCCACGAGUAUGUGCAGCUUCUAAACGAGCUGCAUCCAUCAAUCGAGACGCUUUUACAAUUAUCGGAAGAAGUUCCGCGUCAGCCAGAACCAGAUCAAGCGGAGCCAACAGCGCCAAUGAUCUUCUCCGACAUCAUCCAAUCCAAGUUCAAGAAAGCGCCUGGCACCUUAGUGGAGACCUUAGGUCGGCUGAACUUUGAGCGAUCCAAUAGAAUGGCCGCAGCUCGCGAGUCCAACCUUGCAGCUACUGAAGAGUCCUCAGAUAUGGUCGAUCAAGGCGAGAAGUCAACAGCAUUCCACGACUCGGGAUUGGGAACCAACACUGGGAGCGGAAAGGUGGAAAUAUGCAAGCAUUACGCCGAUCAUCUCGAAGAAAUCGCUAUAGCAGCAUCGCCUCUCGAAGUUGCGGAUGAAGGGAAUACUGACGAAAGCUCUGGUUAUGGUGAUUGGCAAUUUCCUACCGAGGGGUGGCUUCAACCGACGAGGUUAAGCGAUGUUGCGGAAGAAGAGUAG